Messenger RNA from Rhipicephalus sanguineus (brown dog tick), 971 nucleotides. RefSeq lists its product as uncharacterized. The transcript is spliced from 4 exons. The record is from RefSeq and is a predicted model, not a curated record. NCBI's taxonomy places the organism in Eukaryota, Metazoa, Arthropoda, Arachnida, Ixodida, Ixodidae. The coding region runs from base 156 to 947 and encodes 263 amino acids.
UUCAGGGCCGCGCUUCCUCGCUGUCCGUGGCCCUGAUCAUCGCGUGCAUCUCGAGCAUCGCGCUGGCGCUCAUCAAGAUCACCAUCAAGCGCCACGACAACAUCAGCUCGGCCGAGUGCGUCUUCUUCGUGGGUACGGGCAUUCUGGUCAGCGUGAUGCCCACACUGUCCGACACGCUGCAGCCGUUCGGACCGGCCUCGGCCCAGAAGCGGCUGGGGGUGAGCGCCGUGCUCACCACGCUCGCCUACAUCCUCGGCUACAUGGCCGUCCAGUUCAUGUCGGUCGUCGAGGCCACCGUGGUGGCCGCCAUCACGCCCAUGACCACGUGGUUCACCAUGGUGGCCGUGCGUCGCAGGCCCUGUCACUGGGUGCUGGUGCCCGUUCUGGCCUCGUGCGUCACGGCCAUCGUGCUGGUGCUCAAGCCGCCCAUACUCGGGUUCCAGAACAAGCUUCAACGUGAAAUGGUCAUCGGAGGGUCGUGCGGCGUUGUGUCCACGCUGCUAGUCGGCGUGGAAAACGCUUUCAAGGUGAACAUGCCCGGCGUAACGCGGAUCGUGGUGCUGUUCCACCUGUCUUGCGUCAUGAUGGUGAUCUCGUUCGUCGCCGGAUCGUUGGCGGGCACCUUUAACAUCAUCCGCAGCGGCCCCGAGGUCUCCGAGUUGCUGUUUGUCGUCUACCUGUCCUACGUGUCUCACAUAUCGCUCGCCAGGCAGGUUCGCCGCGAGCACACGUGGGUGAUUCUGCUGGUGCGAAUCGUGGCCAACAUCGUGUGCGCCAUGGUUCUGGAGAGUGCGUUCGUUGACCCCGACCUCCUGGACCCGGUGCAGUGCCUGGCCGCCGUCAUGGUCGUCUUCGCCGGCGCGCUCACCACCUUGCACCUUCUCGUCGAGGGCCAGGAAAACUCGCCCCUGGUUGCCUCGCACCGAUUCCUGCAGCUCUUCACGUAGCUUAUUUAGACCAGCAGCGCUACC